AUGUCCACGUCUGCGCCAAGCCGCAAGCGGAAUCGAUCGGGUCCGCAGGAGUACUUCCCUUCCAACAACUAUGAUAUAAAGUGGAUGUCCUCGCCAAUGUCAAAUCUGGUACAUCCUACUAUCAUGUCAACACUCAGCAUCCUCCCUCCUAGGUCAAGCUCAUGGGCUGAGACGCUGACCUAUUUUAGUGCGGUCGAUGACACUGUGAGGGAGGGAGGAACCAGCAAGUCUUAUAUGACCGUAGUGAAAUUUCCUCAUGCCGAUACCGCCUGUUUUCAAGGGUUCCUUGAUACAACCACCCUUCGUGGUGCAGGCUUCGCUUCUCAUGCAUAUUAUGGCCCUUUGCCAGCCGAGUUAUCCCCUUCGACUCACUCCGGCAUCAAACUCACCCUUCUGGUCCCAAUCGAACCUAGUGGCGUCGAUGCCACCAAAACAUCCAGUUUCACUCCUGGAGGUGGUCUUCAUUCCGUAACGAGAUACGUUCUAAGCUUCAAGACCAACGCUCCACAACGUGAACCAGAUGGUGGAAGGGGAAGCGUCAUCACUUACGACUUGGCCUUCGAACCAUCCAGCCCUUCUCCGGACCCUUCCAGCCCUUGGUCCCGUUCGGCUUUGGAAGCUGCUCGUGAUCGGAUUGAUAUGGCAUCGUGGAACACGAGUUUGGGGGGCCGAACAGUGCUGGGACAGACGAAGUUGGUUACUUUAGGUGCAUCGUGGUCCGAUUUCGUGCCCACUCAUCGUGGAAAAGAAGUUCCGAGGGACAAGGCGCCUCUUUUAGACCCCUCGGAAGUGAAGGUAAUCAGCUUUAUGGCACGAAGUGACUUUGGGGAACAAUCGGGGCCUUUCGAACUGCACAUCAUAUCACUGGAUGCUGUGCCACAAUGA
Cantharellus anzutake is the source of this 885-nucleotide messenger RNA. RefSeq lists its product as uncharacterized. NCBI's taxonomy places the organism in Eukaryota, Fungi, Basidiomycota, Agaricomycetes, Cantharellales, Hydnaceae. The transcript has 3 exons. Bases 1 to 885 code for a protein of 294 amino acids. The record is from RefSeq and is a predicted model, not a curated record.